Molecule: messenger RNA, 2589 nt
Organism: Lachancea thermotolerans CBS 6340
Lineage: Eukaryota; Fungi; Ascomycota; Saccharomycetes; Saccharomycetales; Saccharomycetaceae
Gene: STO1
Product: Sto1p
Exons: 2
Coding region: 1-2589 (862 amino acids)
Biological process (GO): mRNA export from nucleus; nuclear-transcribed mRNA catabolic process, nonsense-mediated decay
Cellular component (GO): nucleus; nuclear cap binding complex
Molecular function (GO): protein binding; RNA cap binding; mRNA binding
Source: RefSeq, a predicted model, not a curated record
AUGUCGGGCGUGAAAAGAAGAAGAAACUUUGAUGAUGACGAUGGUUACAGAGACUUUAGGCCCCGUAUGCCGAAAAGGCAAAGAGUUCCACCCGUAGUUCAGCUGUGCAAGGAAAUGAUGCCAGAUAUCAGAACCUUAGGCGAAACCGUGAAAGCCUUUGAAGAGGACAUCAAGUUUUUAAGUGAGGCUAUAGUGAACGAGUUUGGCAACGAAGAGUACUUCCGAGACGCACUAUUAAAAACCUUCUAUGCUGUAGUUGUCGAACAGCCUCACAAACAACCUGCUAUUGCAUUGUUGGUCAUGGUUGUGAAUGCAUCCAACCCUGUCGCAGGAAAAAGCAUUCUCAAUCACUUCUUUUCAAAGUUGCAACAAUGGUGUGAUAACAGUAUUGACGAUGGCUUUCAGGUGACUUCGAAUGAGACAGGUCCUUGGAACAAAGUGAAGCUGCUCUUAAGAUUUCUCUCACUGCUAUCGCCAAUGAUUCUGGAGGAUGAGCUUUUAUCGCUUUACAAAAAAUUAUUCGAAUUGAGUGUGGGUUUGAAUAAUUCCGAGCCGGAUAAGAGAAAUCCCUUAUCAGAGGCUAUUUACUCUAACACUCUCUUGAACGUUCCUUACUUGUUCUUUUUUCGCAGGGAAAACGAAUCGUUGAGACAAAAAGUCUCAAAGUUAAUUUCGGAAGUGGAAGUUCAGUAUACCAUGAAAAAGACAGAUUUGUCUCUGGUUCAAGAGUAUAACAAAAACUUCCCCUACGAACCUAUUCAAUGGAUCCAAGCAGUCUUGCCCAACGUGAAAAGGGUUCUAGCUAAUGACCUGCAACAGUUAGCUGAACUUUUCCCUGAUUACAGCCACCUUUUGAAGGAGCAGGCUGGUGAUCAAGGGUUCAAUGAUCCGCUAACAUUGCCAAGUGUUGAUCAGCUAAAACCUUUCAGCGGCCUCGACAGGGGUCUUGGUUCUGUUGAUGGUAUGUGGAGAGUGCCAAGGUAUUCUUUCAGGGUUUAUCUAGCGAAUGAAAUUGGAGAGUUUGAGACUGUUGUUCCAUUCACUACCUACGCUGGUAUGUUGUUUAAAGACAUUGUGAUUGACAUUGUCGAAAGUUUAGAAUUCAACAGGAAAGAAGUUGCGAAACAGGUUAUUACUCUUGACCUAUUUUUCAAGCCCGGUAUUUUCACAGAGCCUGGUCAAUCCAUUGCUCAACUGGUGGCAUUGCAUGAGGAAAACCCUAUUAUCACAACCUAUAAGAUUGAAGAUCUUGCGAUUGAGAAAAUUCUCAGUAUGAUCUUUAAGCUUCCAAACGUGUCGCAUCCUUCAGCUUAUUUUUACACGUUACUGGUAGAAAUCUGCCAAAAUUCUCCAAAGGCUAUUGCACCAGUAUUCGGAAGAGCUUUUAGAUUUUUUUACCACAACCUUGAUGCGUUGGAUUUUGAGCUUAAACUUAGAUACCUGGACUGGUUUUCCAUCCAAAUGAGUAAUUUCAACUUUUCCUGGAAAUGGAAUGAAUGGGAAGGUGACGCGCUGAAGUUUGGCGAAACAUUCUUCAAUCCAAAGGUCACCUUCAUGAAAAACUUGAUUAAGAAAGAGUUGAGGCUCACUUCUAAUAAAUCUGAUGUUGAAGACAGUUUGACGGAUGUAUUCAGACCCUUCACAGAUAGCUCAUUUGUUCCUAGCCAAGACCUCUACGAGUACUACCAGUCUUUUUUCAAAGGCUACGAAAUAAGUGAAGACCAAAUCAAGGACAACAGUUUGUUUUUUACAGAGAGCUCUCUCCCCUUUUCUGAUUUGGUACAGCAGAUUGUUAAUUACUUUCACAAACAGCCACUAGACAGAAACAUUUCUGAACUCGUUUCUAUUCUGGAAAAAAUGAAGGUUGAUAACGAGACGAUUGUUGUUGAUUUCAAUAGACUGGCCGUGACAACUCUCGUUCAGGUUCUUGUGUUCUCAGGAAACAGAUCCAUCUCUCAUGCCAACAAAUAUAUUGGCGAUGCUAGAACAGAGUUGCUGGAAAUUUUAGGCAAAAUUGAGGCUAGCCAAGAGCAAAAGGAGAGAUGGAUUGUCGAAGCAAUUAUUCGUUACUGGAACUGCAACUCGCAAAACGGUUAUUUAAUUGCUGAUACGUGCAAAAACUUCGACCUCAUCUCCUCGAAAAGCAUUCUGGAUUUCUCGUUUUUGGACGACAAGGGCAGAAAUUGGGGACUAGUUGAUGCGACAUCUAUCGAGUCUACGUUUAGGGUGCUUUCAGAGCUGUCUUCACGUAGGGAUACGAGUGUUGAGACAUUUAUAUUUGUGUUCGAGAGACUAGUUGAGAUUGCCUCCAAUGUUGUUGAAGAGCUUGGCUUGUCUGUUGACUCAGAACUUUCUGCAUCUAUGGCUGAUCCUGAUGAGAUGCAAGAUGAGUCUGCUGACUUACAAAAGCUUGAUUGCUCUUGGAAAUACGAGGGCUGCAUGGGUUUUGUAAAAAGUGUUCUGAGAAAAUACGCUGAUGAAUAUGCUUCGGCACUUGAAAAGCUUGAUUCAAUCAUAAAUGAAAGAGUCACUCAUCAACAGACCAAGAGAACGUUACAAGGCUGGUGCAGGGAGCUAAGUGAGCUCUGA